CAGAGAUCACAAUGAACUUUGUCUCGGUUCCUCUUAAGAAAAGAAGACUCUCCGUUGUCCGUAGAUCAGUGUUUUUGAGUGAAUGAUCCGCACCCUCAUAAAUUAUACUUCAGACUGAAACUCUCAUUGGUCGAUUCAGCUGACAUGCGCUUUGGACACAGGACAGGAAAUGAGUCCGGUAUAUCCGAAGAAAACUUUCAGUUUUACAGUUUGAAAGAUAUCUCCGGGGUGUUGUCUGAAUAAAAGGAAGUCGCCUUGAACUGAGCGUGCAGAGGAAGCUACACAAGCAUGUACGAGGACAGAUCGGAUGAUGCUGGAUCCGAACCAGCUGUCAGCAAUGCAGACACCCACGGCCGCAGGGCGUCCAGACAGGGCAGCGUUGUGGAGCGACUCUCGAGGUAUGGCAUGCAGGUCAUGCCCAGUGCUUUCCAGCGUAGGUCGAAGCUACAGAAGCAGCGAGAAGUCACGGACAGCUCCGCGCCGGGAGGAUUUCAGAGAGAGUCCUCGGAGAGAGGGUCGCUCACUCCGGCUAUGCGUAAAAAAUAUCUGAAGGAGCUGUUUUUCGGAAACUCCACCGGCGGCUUCAGCAGCGCACUGUCCUCACAAACCCAGAGCGCGUCCUCCGAACCGGACACGGGCUGGGCUUUGUACCCCAUGGAGCACGCGUGGAUGCUGACGGCUGUCGAGGGGAACUACGAGACCAUAUUGGAGUUCAUCUCCACGGACCCACACCUGCUAACCAGGAAGGAUUUCAUCAGCGGGUACUCUGUCCUCCACUGGCUGGCCAAGAGAGGACAGGACGAGACUCUGAUCAAACUUUUGCGACACACAGAAAGUGCGGGCAUCCCUGUGAACGUGAACCUGCGUGGCAGCGGGGGGUUCACGCCUCUACACGUCGCCUGCAUGCACAGCCAGUACAUGGUCGUCAAGCUCCUGGUCGGUGCUUUCAGCGCCAACAUCGACGCUAUGGAUUAUAACGGGAAGAGACCCUGGCAGUAUCUGAGGGAAGACGCCCCGCUGGAGAUGAAGGAGCUGCUGGGGACCUGGGAUGACGAGCACAGCGGCGGAUGUGCGCAAAAUCUCAACAAGAACGUCAAUAACAACUGCGCUAGCGAAACGACCCUGACCGACUCUGAUGAUGUGGAUGGUAGGGGGACAGAAGAAGUGGACUACUUUAAUCAGACCGAGAGAAGGGGCAGCUGGAGAUUUGGGUCAUUUAGGAAGCUGAUGUCCUCUAUUCCUUUUUUUGGCAGCAAAACAUGAGCGGUUAUUACGCAAACCUUCAGAUAUGUACUUAUUUCCGCAUUUGGUGGGUCUUGUUGACUUCUUAAGGGUCACUAAGAUGUUGCACAAGGCUGAAGUCAUCCUGUUUUACACUGUCAAUCUGUUUCCAGUUUAAGUCAAAAUCAUUUCCCCCCUUUAUAGAGCAGUAAUGUGCCUUGUUGUUCCUGGACAGUGAUUUAAUUUCUUUAAAAUCACCGCUGUAGUAUUAUUUAGUAAGACUGAGAGAUUUGAAAAAAAAACAAACACUUGUUUAAAUGUCCAUAAACUGAAAAGGCACUACAUACACACAGCUCGCAGUAUGAAGAAAAGCCAACACUAAAUCAGAUCAUUUUGCAUAGUAAACUGUCACUGAGUGCAUUAAAAACAAACCAUGUCUGUU
This is a messenger RNA of Mugil cephalus (flathead mullet), 1663 nucleotides long. It is a transcript of the gene sowahd, whose product is annotated as sosondowah ankyrin repeat domain family d. The coding region runs from base 289 to 1263 and encodes 324 amino acids. The transcript is spliced from 2 exons. The record is from RefSeq and is a predicted model, not a curated record. NCBI's taxonomy places the organism in Eukaryota, Metazoa, Chordata, Actinopteri, Mugiliformes, Mugilidae. Gene Ontology annotation, molecular function: protein binding.